AUGGAAACCCAGCCACCUCAAGCUCUCGCCAGCUCUCAAGCCGCCGCGGAAGUAUCGAGUAUAGCGCUGUCAAUGCGCAUACCUCCCUUCUGGCGUGAAAACCCACGGCUGUGGUAUCACAGUUUUGAAGCAGCCACUGACGACCUCAAGAAAAGCUCUGCUCAAUUAACGCAGAUGGUUCUGGUACAACUGGAGAAGCCGGAUAUCGAACAAAUAUCCGACAUUUUGUUCAACAUACCGAAAGAGCAGCAGUACCAAGCGAUCAAAGAGCGUCUUAUCUCAGUAUACGAGGAGUCCGACAGCCGUCAAUUUCAGAAACUAUUAGCCGAAAUGGAGCUCGGCGAUCAAAAGCCGACUCAGCUACUCCGACGCAUGAAGAAUCUAGCCAGAGAUAAGAUCUCAGACUCGACGCUGCGAAUGAUGUGGACGAAAUUAUUACCCGCUCACGUUCGCUCCGUACUCGCUGUAAGUGAACAAUUCAGCUCUAAGACGACACUUGAAGAGCUAGCUAUGCUCGCUGACAAAAUGAUAGAACAAACCCAGGAGGGUGUAUCGAAGAUGUACGCCAGUUCGGUUCUUGUAGAGGCCUUUGUGAAUACAUAA
Danaus chrysippus (African queen) is the source of this 603-nucleotide messenger RNA. The record is from the annotation of a GenBank genome assembly. NCBI's taxonomy places the organism in Eukaryota, Metazoa, Arthropoda, Insecta, Lepidoptera, Nymphalidae.